Messenger RNA from Kluyveromyces lactis, 948 nucleotides. It is a transcript of the gene BTS1, whose product is annotated as farnesyltranstransferase. The record is from RefSeq and is a predicted model, not a curated record. The coding region runs from base 1 to 948 and encodes 315 amino acids. Gene Ontology annotation, biological process: isoprenoid biosynthetic process. The transcript has a single exon. Gene Ontology annotation, molecular function: prenyltransferase activity. NCBI's taxonomy places the organism in Eukaryota, Fungi, Ascomycota, Saccharomycetes, Saccharomycetales, Saccharomycetaceae.
AUGUCACAUACCAUGGAUUCUUUGGAUCAGAUUAUUUACAAUGAUACAUUACAGACAACGAAACCAGUUACAGAGCCAUUUGAGUACUUGUUAAAGCAACAGGGGAAGCGGGUGAGGACACUUCUAAUCGAAGAGUUUGGUAAAUUAUAUGAGGUACCGAAACCGUCUAUAGAUGCCGUUAGCGCCUUCAUCGAUGAGCUUCAUACCGCCAGCUUAUUAAUAGAUGACAUAGAGGAUAAUGCAGAGCUCAGAAGGGGUCAUGUAGCAGCUCAUAAAAAAUAUGGUAUCUGGACCACUUUGAACAGUGCUCAAUGCGCAGUUUAUGUUUCUAUUUCGAAGUUGUUGGCUAAAGAGCAUGAACCAUCUUUGCCAUCAAUUAUCAACGACGAACUAAUACGGCUUCAUGUGGGACAAGGUCAGGAUAUAUACUGGAGAGAUGAUGGGAUUGUUCCUAGUGUGAACGAGUACUAUGAGAUGGCUAAGAACAAAACUGGAGGAUUAUUUAGGUUAAUGGUGAGACUUUUACAUGCCUUGUCGAAAAAAGAGCUUGCACAGAAAUAUGAUCUUAUACCGUUAGCUAAUGCAGCUGGGAUCUUGUAUCAAAUACGAGAUGACUAUUUAAAUCUAUUCUCCAAGACAAUGUUUGAACAGAAGGGAUUCGCUGAUGAUCUAACCGAGGGGAAAUUUUCCUUCCCAAUAAUUCAUGCCAUAGCUAGUUCAAGGAAUGAAGGUGAUAACGAUGAUUAUGUCCUUAAAACAGUUUUAUCAAGGCCUUCAGAGAUUCGUACUAAAGAGAAAUUGCUCAGUUAUUUGGAGCACCAGACAAAGUCUGGUGAAUAUACCAGACAGGUUAUCCAAACUCUUGCACAAAAAGUUACUACUGAAUUGGUUCCAAAGGAGCUUUCUUCAGUUAAAGAUAUAUUGUCGAAACUCUCCCAGUUAGACUAA